CGGCGGCAAUCGCUAGCUACCAUGGGUCUCGCGCUUAGCCUUCUUCAGGGUGGUAUCUUGCUGGCGUACAUGGUGUUCACCGUGGUAAAGGCCGUCCUUCCUCGAUCGUUCAAGGCUCCGCGGGUCGGGCACACCACUCUCGCGGUGACCAUGCUCGCCGCCGCUCACGUGAUGGGUCUCCCCUUCUUCCUCGACAAGCUGAAUCAAGCGCAUGCUUACGGUCAACUCAAAAGCGUCGACCUGAGGAGUGGGUGUAACGAUGAUUUCCUGCAUUCCUGCCAAGGGGCUCAGGUGGUGUACCGCGCCUCCUCGGUGCUGUUCCUGUACUUCGUCCUCAUGGCCACGGCCGGAGGAGCGGUGCACUACAUCUACGCCAACCUCUGGCCUCUCAAGUUUUUGGCUGUGGCUGGAGGCGUGGGUGGCAUGCUUUUCCUUCCGGACCCUGCCUUGUUUGGCGUCUACGCGGAGGUUGCGAGAGUACUGUCUCUCGUGUGGAUGCUUUUCCAGGGAUUCCUGGUCCUAGACUUCGCGCACGACGUACACGACGCCAUCGGCGCUAAGGCGGAAGAACAAGACUCGAUUUCCGGCUCCUCGAGCUCCAUCUGUUCCUCCUGGUGGCGAAUCCUGUAUCUGGUGCUGUCCGGUGCUUGCCUGGCGGCGACCGGCCUUGGACUCGCGACUCUCUUCACGGGACACGUGGGGUGCACCCUGGGCGCCUCGCUGGCGGGCAUCACGCUCGCGGUCGGGGUGGUGACCACCGUGCUCAGCCUCGUGGAGAGCGUCGGCAUCGGCCUGCUUCCCCCGUCCAUCCUCUUCGCGCACAGCACCUUCCUCUGCUGGUACGCCAUGUCGAGCCACCCGGACCAGGCCUGCAACCCCUACGCCGCGGACGACGUUCCCUCCGCCAGCGGGAAGGGCGUCGGCGUGGUGAUUUCCCUCGCCAUCUUGGUGGCGACGGUGGCCUGGAUAAACGUGGCACGGAGAGAAAGUUCUCGAGCUGUUCGGCGUGGAGGGCGAGGAGAGCGUUUCGUUGCUGUCCGCGUCGGGCAGACCCAACAUCAACAACGACGACACGGCGGAGGGGGGUGGCGGGGAAGACGCGAUCGAGUCGCGACCCUCCCGGGUGUUCUUCUGCGCCGCGAUGGCCUCCGCGAGCUGCUUCGCCGCCAUGGCCAUGACCUCCUGGGCUCGCACGGACGGAUCUCCGGAAUCGUUCGGUACCUCGAUCACUCCGUUGGAGAGCGUGUGGCUGAAGGUGGCCAGCCAGUGGGUCUGCCUCCUCUUGCAGAUGCGGGUGCUAUGGGUGACCUACCGAGAGAACAAGGAGAGCUCGUCGUACCGGAGCUUCUAGAAAACGAAACAAAAAAAAUGGAGAAUGGGGGCUUGCAUUUGUCCACCACGUCUUGUCAAUGGCUGCUGUUUGCAUUGGGAUAUAAACACGCGGGAGUAUGCAUGCUGUCUUGGCUGACGACCCCGUAACGUGGCCGCGUUGUUGUGCUUCGCCUGGGCUGUGCUCGCGGCAUGCGGUGCGGGGGUGGUAUUGCUCGCACGCCUUCCUUCGACGGCACCCAUUGUUGUGUGGCCCUGGUCAGGAAAGAGAAGGCGGAUCUGUCCUCUACGGCUAGUAAGUCCCGGUGUCUUUUUCGGGGGCAACUCAUGCAGUAGCAAGAGCGAAUCCUACGUUGUUAUUUCGGUACCGGCUGGGCGCAAGCGGCGUGAUUUCAGGCUCACCCUCUGGCGGUAGGCAGCUAGCAGCUACGGAUUUUGCGAGUUGCUGUUAUUCUUAGAAGGAAGAGUGGGCACUUCUUAUGGGCGUACGUAACGUACCUGCGUAAGCACGUGAGGCUCGAUCGUGUCCGCGGCGCGAGGUUCACCGUUCGCAAGAGUCCGCUAGCAAGCAAGCCUGCGCAGUGUGCAAAGGAGUGCUUUCUCCACUGGCUUGUCAGCAGUGGCCGGUAUUCCGUCUGCUCAUGUAUUAUAUUCAGUUUCAGAUUCGAUGUGUAGUGUUCUGCUACCUGGUAGGUGGGACCGGAUUCUAGGGGGCACGGUGGAUGCAAAGUAAUCGCGGUAGGGUACCCUGCCUUGUCUGGUGUUUACUACGAGUAUCCGCGUGUCUCUAAAAAACUCCGUGUUUUGUAGGGCAGCAGAACGGCCAGUUUUGCGUCGGUGUUGUAUUGCAUUUGGUUUCUGUUCAAC
Molecule: messenger RNA, 2196 nt
Organism: Ectocarpus siliculosus
Lineage: Eukaryota; Phaeophyceae; Ectocarpales; Ectocarpaceae
Source: the annotation of a GenBank genome assembly